AGCAGACUAAAUCCUCUGUUUCGCAAAUGAUCAGGAAAAUUAUAGCUUGUUGCUGAAUUUUAAAAACAAUGUCAACACAUAAUGGUUUUCAGUGUUGUGGAUCCUGAGUAGGAGGUUAACUGAGGCUUGUCGAAACUUCACUUAAAUGUAUCUCAUCUCCCGCUGGAGUGGACAAGCAGGGAGGAUGAUUGACUUUGCCUCCACUCUCCUCAGACAAGUCUAAUCCCCAAAUCCUCAUCAGGGUCACUGAGACUCUAUGACACAGUUAGAUGGACUCAGUACCUACAGGUGUUAGUUGCCUAGCUACAUGUUGUUAUACAUUAUUAAAUAGCAUUCAGUGAUUGAUGAUACAAUAAAUCUGUGGAUACCGUGAGUGUCUAAGUUCCAGGAAAGUACACAACUAAAGGGAAAUGGACUUUAAAUUACAUUAAGGAUCGGAAAAGAGUAUUCUACAGUUCUGCUGCAAUGGCCACUGCCACCCAGGCCUUGCUCACCUCGCCACCUUAUGUUCCACCUCACUUUACCAGUGACAGUGACGAUGACAUAAGUUCACCUCAAUCAACGCCUCUUCAUAUAGGCAACACGAACAAUAACAACAACAAUGAAGAAGAGAAAAAGAAAAAAAGGAAAAAGGAGAAGAAGGAAAAGAAGGAAAAGAAAGAAAAAAAGGAGAAGGAGAAGAAGGAGGAGGAAGAAAAAGAAAAAGAAAAGGAGAAAGAAAAAGAAAAGGAGAAAGAAAAAGAAAAAGAAAAAGAAAAAGAAAAGGAGAAAGAAAAAGAAAAAGAAAAAGAAAAGGAGAAAGAAAAAGAAAAACAAAAAGAGAAAGACAAGAGCAAGGACAAAGAUAAGCCAGCAGAAAUAUUUGUCAUUAAUCCUGCUGGAAAUUUGUAUUACAACUGGCUGUUUAUCAUUACGCUACCAGUGAUGUAUAAUUGGACCAUGAUCAUAGCCAGGGCUUGCUUUGAGGAGUUGCAGCAUGACUACAUAAUUUACUGGGUUAUUCUGGACUACACCUCAGACCUUAUCUACCUGGCUGAUAUGUUCUUCAGGGCCAGAACAGGUUACCUUGAACAAGGCCUACUAGUGAAAGAUAAGAAGCUACUUUUGGAUCGAUACAUCAGCAGCUUUCAGUUUCGUCUCGAUGUUCUCUCCAUGCUGCCCACUGACAUCUUCUACUUCGUCCUUGGCAUUGACUACCCAGAGAUCCGCAUAAACAAGCUUCUGAGGAUUGGGCGCAUGAUGGAGUUCUUUACCAAAACAGAGACUAAAACCAACUACCCCAACAUCUUCCGUAUUGCAAACCUUAUCAUGUACAUCCUUAUUAUCAUCCACUGGAAUGCUUGCUGGUAUUUCUCUUUUUCCAAAUCUAUUGGAUUUGGUGCUGAUGACUGGGUUUACCCUGCUCUGGAUGAUCCUGAGGAGCCUGAGUUUGGACAGCCCAUGAGGAAGUAUGCUUUCAGCCUGUACUGGUCCACACUGACUCUGACAACUAUUGGAGAAACCCCACCACCAGCUUUGGACUCAGAAUUUCUCUUCCAUGUUGUGGACUUUUUAGUUGGAGUCCUAAUCUUUGCCACCAUUGUGGGAAACAUUGCCACCAUGAUCUCCAACAUGAAUGCAGCCCAAGCCCAGUUCCAGUCCCGCAUUGACAACAUUAAGCAGUACAUGCAGGUUCGAAAGGUUAGUAAGGACCUAGAGUUGCGAGUCAUCAAGUGGUUUGACUAUCUGUGGAAUAAUGGCAAGGCACAGGAUGAAAGAGAAGUGCUGAGGUAUCUCCCAGACAAGCUAAAAGCAGAAAUAGCCAUCCAAGUCCACAUGGAGACGCUAAAGAAAGUUCGGAUUUUUGCAGACUGUGAGGCAGGCCUGCUGAUUGAGCUGGUGCUCAAACUCCGCCCACAGGUGUUCAGCCCUGGAGAUUAUAUCUGUAAGAAAGGCGACAUUGGUCGUGAGAUGUAUAUUAUCAAAGAUGGAAAACUGGCAGUCGUUGCCGAUGAUGGUGUGACACAAUUUGUUGUACUCGGAAGCGGCAGCUAUUUUGGUGAGAUUAGUAUUCUUAAUAUUAAAGGUAGCAAAGCGGGUAACAGGCGGACCGCCAACAUUCGCAGCAUUGGAUACUCAGAGCUCUUCUGCCUUUCCAAGGAUGACCUGAUGGAAUCAUUGUCAGAGUAUCCAGAUGCCAAAGGCAUGCUUGAGGAUAAGGGUCGGCAGAUCCUGAUGAAAGAUGGUCUUAUAGACUUGGAUCCAGCUAAUAUCAAACCUGAGCAAAAAGAGCUGGAGGAGAAGGUAAACAAAUUGUAUGGUACCAUGGAGCUGAUGCAAGUCAAGCUGAAGAAGAUCUUACGAAAUAACGAAAAUGCAGACAAAACUCUAAAACAUCGUAUUAUAGAUCUUGAGCGCUUAACUGGAGAGGAGGUAGAAGAAGAUGAGGAAGAAGGAGAAGAUAAAAAGGAAGAGAAAGAGGGGGGUGGGGAGAAAAGGGAAGAGGAAAAGGUAGAAGAAGAGAAAAAGGAAGAAGGGGAAAAAGUAGAAGAAGGGGAAAAGGAAGAAGAGGAAAAGAUUGAGAUGACAAAAGAAGAUGAAGAAAAGUGUGUCUGGGAGCACCUGUUUACAGGCAUCUUCAGGCCCGGAUUGGAGUCUUUGCCAUCUCCAGGCCUGGCCAGGUGGCUGGCCACACCUUAA
Haplochromis burtoni (Burton's mouthbrooder) is the source of this 2679-nucleotide messenger RNA. RefSeq names its product cyclic nucleotide gated channel subunit alpha 1a (gene cnga1a). The record is from RefSeq and is a predicted model, not a curated record. Lineage: Eukaryota; Metazoa; Chordata; Actinopteri; Cichliformes; Cichlidae. Bases 466 to 2679 code for a protein of 737 amino acids. Gene Ontology annotation, biological process: potassium ion transport; monoatomic cation transmembrane transport. Gene Ontology annotation, molecular function: intracellularly cAMP-activated cation channel activity; voltage-gated potassium channel activity; protein-containing complex binding. Gene Ontology annotation, cellular component: intracellular cyclic nucleotide activated cation channel complex; plasma membrane. The transcript has 10 exons.